CCUUGACGCCUUAACCGUAUUUUUCUACUUCAAAAAAAAAAAAAAAAAAAAAAAAAAGGUUAUGAAUUGAGAGUUAGCAACAAACAAAGCUCGCAACUUUGCAAAAUAAGGGUUUUCAAUUAAAGCCCUCUUUUCUCAGGUUUUUAAUUGAUAGAAGAAAUCAUGGCUUCUGAAGACAACGUCACUGAAUUAAAAGAAGAAAUUCCUGAUAUAGUACCAUUUGAUCCCACUAAGAAAAAGAAGAAGAAAAAGGUUGUCAUUCAAGAUCCUGCUGAUGAACCUCUGGAUAAAUUGGCUGAGAAAACAGAAAACUUGUCAGUAUCUGAUGGAGUUGAAAAUUCCUUUGCUGGCUUGAAGAAAAAGAAGAAGAAGCCUGUCGAAAGUAAUCUUUCAGGCGAUGAUACUGCUGACUUUGGGGAAGAGAAAGAUGAUAACAUUGAAGAAGAUGAAGAGGGAGAGGGGAUAGUUUUGCAAGGAGAACAAACGCUAUAUCCUUGGGAAGGAAGUGACAGAGAUUAUACAUAUGAGGAGCUUCUUGGAAGGGUGUUCAACAUCCUUCGUGAGAACAACCCAGAACUUGCUGGAGACAGGCGUCGAACCGUUAUGAGACCUCCCCAAGUGUUGCGUGAAGGCACAAAAAAGACAGUUUUUGUUAACUUUAUGGAUCUUUGCAAGACGAUGCAUAGGCAACCAGAACAUGUUAUGACCUUUUUACUAGCAGAAAUGGGAACAAGUGGAUCUCUUGAUGGACAGCAGAGAUUGGUGGUGAAAGGAAGAUUUGCCCCAAAGAAUUUUGAAGGAAUAUUGAGGAGAUAUGUCAAUGAGUAUGUUAUAUGUAAUGGGUGUAAGAGCUCAGAUACCAUAUUGUCGAAGGAAAAUCGACUCUUCUUCCUCAGAUGUGAACAGUGUGGUUCUGGACGGUCAGUUGCACCAAUUAAAGCUGGAUUCGUUGCCCGUGUUGGACGUAGGAAUCAAGGAUCUUAAGGAAACCAAAAUCAUUUUUCUUAUAUGUUUGCAAUAUAAAUUUUGUUCCACCGGUUUUGAGAAAGAAGAAAAUAGAACCCGGUAAUUGUUGGAUUUUAAGUAAUUGGCUUCACAACAAUAAAGAUGAUGUUUUGUUUCGGUUAUAAGUGUAGUGAAUUUUCUUUGCACCAGUUUCAUGUGUUCA
Chenopodium quinoa (quinoa) is the source of this 1168-nucleotide messenger RNA. Its product is annotated as eukaryotic translation initiation factor 2 subunit beta-like. The transcript has 10 exons. The record is from RefSeq and is a predicted model, not a curated record. Gene Ontology annotation, biological process: translational initiation; formation of translation preinitiation complex; formation of cytoplasmic translation initiation complex. The coding region runs from base 163 to 984 and encodes 273 amino acids. Gene Ontology annotation, molecular function: translation initiation factor activity; translation initiation factor binding; mRNA binding. Gene Ontology annotation, cellular component: eukaryotic translation initiation factor 2 complex. NCBI's taxonomy places the organism in Eukaryota, Viridiplantae, Streptophyta, Magnoliopsida, Caryophyllales, Amaranthaceae.